Molecule: messenger RNA, 915 nt
Organism: Marmota flaviventris (yellow-bellied marmot)
Lineage: Eukaryota; Metazoa; Chordata; Mammalia; Rodentia; Sciuridae
Source: RefSeq, a predicted model, not a curated record
AUGGUCUGGAGCCAAGGCCAGAACAUGUCCACGCAGGGGCCCUUCAUCCUUUUGGGUUUCCCGGGGCCCAAGAGCCUGCGUGUGGGGCUCUUCUUGCUCUUCCUGGUCAUGUACCUGCUCACUGUGGCUGGGAAUCUGGCCAUCAUCUCCCUGGUCCUGGCCCACCGCCGCCUCCAGACACCCAUGUACUUCUUCCUGUGCAACCUCUCCUUCCUGGAGAUCUGGUUCACCACGGCCUGUGUGCCCAAGACGCUGGACAUCUUCGCCUCUCGGGUUGGAGCCAUCUCCGUGGCAGGCUGUGCGGCGCAGAUGUACUUUGUCUUCUCGCUGGGUUGCACCGAGUACUUCCUGCUGGCCGCGAUGGCCUAUGACCGCUAUCUGGCCAUCUGCCUGCCGCUGUGCAUCAUGACGCCUGGCCUGGCGGCGUGGCUCGCGCUGGGCUCCUGACUGUGCGGCUUCUCCGCCAUCGCGGUACUCGCCGCGCUCAUCGCACGCCUCUCCUUCUGCAGCUCACGCGUCAUCAACCACUUCUUCUGCGACAUCGCGCCCUGGAUCGUGCUGUCCUGCACCGACACGCGGGUGGUGGAGCUGGCGUCCUUCAGCAUCGCCUUCUGUGUCAUCCUGGGCUCGUGCUGCGUCACGCUGGUCUCCUACAUCCACAUUAUCGUCACCAUCGUCAGGAUCCCUUCUACGCAGGGCCGGCACCGCGCUUUCUCCACCUGCUCAUCCCGUCUCUCGGUGGUGCUCAUCUGGUACGGCUCCACCAUCUUCCUGCAUGUGAGGACCUCGGUGGAGAGCUCCCUGGACCUGACCAAGGCUGUCACGGUGCUCAACACCAUCGUCACACCAGUGCUGAACCCCUUCAUAUACACUCUGUGGAACAGGGAUGUGAAGGAGGCUCUGCUAGGACCAUGA